Bombyx mori (domestic silkworm) is the source of this 1153-nucleotide messenger RNA. RefSeq lists its product as uncharacterized. The coding region runs from base 29 to 1000 and encodes 323 amino acids. Lineage: Eukaryota; Metazoa; Arthropoda; Insecta; Lepidoptera; Bombycidae. The transcript is spliced from 2 exons. The record is from RefSeq and is a predicted model, not a curated record.
CAUUAUAGUAGCGAACGAAGUAGAGAGUAUGCCGACAGAAAUCAUUCUGGAAAAACUUAAUUUAGCAGGAGUCGAUGUACUGAAACUUAUAGAGCUAUUAAAAGUAUGCCUCCAGGAGUAUUUGGAGUCAAAAAAUAAAACCCGUCAGCAGCCGCUUGUUGCAAAUAAAUCAACAGAGACUGUUCCAAAUAUUGAAAUAAGAACAAUUCUAAACCCCCCUACUUUCCAACUUACGACAUCAGUAAACGAUGGUGGCUAUUCAUCUUCUGUUAGUACGCAGACAAACGAACCUGCUCUACAAGUUCAGCUCAAGAGCGUCUCCCAGCCGCACUGUCCUUCACAAGACGUGCAUUCAAUAAUUUGUCGACCUAACCAACAAUAUAAUUAUUCGCAGCAAACAAAUCAAAACACCAAUACCGUACAACAACCAUCUCAGAUCGUUGCACCACGUCAGACUCCUUUCGCAAUGCCACAUAUCCAGGCAGUCAUGCCGCAGAAAAAUUUUGCAAGUGCGAUUACUAAUUUCCCCGCUAUUCCUGCACAAAAUAUUCAAAUUAAUUCAUCGCAACCACUUCCGCAAAACCAAAACAAUUUCCAGCUACCGCAGAAUCAAACUGAAUCGGUUAAUAGGCCAUAUUACAACACGCAGGGUUCAAUGGAUUACUCUUACCAGAAUUCCCAACAGAAACAAGGCUCCGGUAGAAGAAGUUCACAAGAAGUUUAUAACUCCAACAAUAACAAUUCUUCUCUCCGAUAUGGUGGCCAUGGUCGCCCUCGUCAAAGCUUCAAUCCGUGCAAUAACGCAAUGCCUCACAUUGGUAAUUACUCCGACCGUUAUAAUCAAUACAAUAAUGUUACGGCGGUGACAGAAUCAUCGUAUUCACACAUGAUAAGACACCAAAACUCAGUCGAUCCGAGGUUUAAUUCGUCACAAAAUGCAAUGGGUUUCUAUAAUCAGAUGGAUAAUUAUGCUUGCAAUAAUACAAGCAAUGUACAAUAGUUUGAGUUUCCAUAAAAUAUAUUUGAGUUAGAGGAGAGAGCAGAUAAUGUGUGGUUGUUGUUGGUGCUCACGUGAACCCUGAUUAGGAUCAUUGCAACCUUUGGCUUGCCUUCAUUGGCCGUCCAAAAAUGUACGUGUAAAUAACAGAUUGAG